Molecule: messenger RNA, 1808 nt
Organism: Falco peregrinus (peregrine falcon)
Lineage: Eukaryota; Metazoa; Chordata; Aves; Falconiformes; Falconidae
Product: ribosome-binding protein 1-like
Exons: 8
Coding region: 354-1490 (378 amino acids)
Biological process (GO): protein transport
Cellular component (GO): endoplasmic reticulum membrane
Source: RefSeq, a predicted model, not a curated record
CCAGCAUGCUAGUAAUCAAUCAAAUGUACUUGGUAGUAACAUUAGAAGAGGCAAUCGGGUCACCAAGCAGGUAAGCCCUGCCUUAGCUUAGGCAUUUGGAUGGUUUUCUCUGACGUGUGUCAGAGCAGACAUCUGGCUACAUGCCAAAUAGCAAUGCAGAAAUACCGGGGAGAACGUUUUCACUACAUCCGUGCUCAGACUGUUCCCCUUUUCGCUGCAGGCUCUCUCAGGAGCGCACCUCUCCUUUCUAGGGCUACCCUGGGUAUGGCGGGUGAGGAAGCUACACGCAGGCAGGCUCCAAUGGCUGACUCGGCUCCCGCUGGCUCUGGAGAGGCACAGAAGAAUAAGGCAGGAUGGAUGUCUAUGACCCUCAGAUGCCGAAUGUCGUGCUCUUUGGAGGUCUGAUGGUGGUAUCAGCCAUCGGGAUCUUCCUGGUGUUCACCUUCAUGGAGAAGGUCCUCCGUCCUUCUGAGGAAGCCUUGGCCAAGCAAGGCAAAGGGCUUAAGAAGACUCAGCAGAAGGAAAAAGAGAAAAAGAAGAAAGAGGAAGCUGUUGAGAAAAAAGGAAAAGGAAAGAAAAAUCAAGAGAAACCUAAUGGACAGGUCCCAGAGGCGCACCAAAGUGCUCCAGUGGUCAGCUCUGUCACCAUAAAGAAAAGCAAUGUUCUUCCAGCCCAUGAGGAGCAGAAGCAUAAUGGACCUGUCAAGAAGGUGGCUGCAUCCAAGAAGAAGAGCGAGCCAGCACCUGCGGACUCGGAUGGGCCCCUCCACCUGCCCUACAAGACGCUCGUGUCCACGGUCAGCAGCACGGUGUUCGGCGAGGGGGAGGCCCAGCGGCUCAUCGAGAUCCUGACGGAGAAAGCGGGCAUCGUCCAGGACACCUGGCACGCGGAGCUGGCGGCCGAGCGGGCCAAGGCGACGGCCGUGGAGGGCAAGCUGAAGGAGCAGCUGCUGGCCCGCGAGCAGGAGAUGGCAGCGGUGCAGGCACGCGUGCAGGCCAGCUACCAGGACCAUGUCAGCGAAACGCAGCAGCUGCAGGGCAAGAUCCGCACCCUGCAGGAGCAGCUGGAGAAUGGCCCCGACACGCAGCUGGCUCGCCUGCAGCAGGAGAACUCCAUCCUGAGCGAUGCCUUCUGCCAGAUCAGAAGUCAGAUGGAGAGCAAGCAAAACGCUGAGGUGGCCAGGUUACAGGAGUGGUGCGGCAAGCUGAUGAACGAGCUGUCUGAGAAGUCAGAGGUGCUGCGGCAAGAGGAGCAGCUGAGGAAGAGCUGGAAGAUGAAAGUGGCGGCCUUGGAGAGGCAGAUGGAGCAGCUGCAGGAAAAACUAGGAAAAAAAAAAAAAAGAAAGAACCGGGGCCAGGCAGCAAGCGAACUACAGGAGCGACUGAAGGUUACCCGGGACCAACUGGCCAAAGGGAGACUGAAGAAGUGUAAAGAACAGCUUCAGGAAACGGGGGAAGAGGACAGCGUGAAGGAAGGGACUUCAGUCUGACGAGUCUGUGACCUAGACCUUACCGUCACCUUACCAAAAUGCCUUACACAUUCCUAAAACGAAAACUAAAAAUAUAUGCCUGAUUUACUGUAGAAAAAAGUUGCAAGCCAUUCGUGACCUAAAACCUAGUUUUGAAACUUAAAAAAAACCCCAAACACAAAAACCCAACCAGUAAACACUGCAGGCAUAUGUUUGUAAGAAAAUCUUCAUACUGUUUUGUACAACUACCGUUUGUUCCCAAGGGCACCGCACCGACCACAUCGGGGCAGGCAGAACCCACAAAUCUGUGAAAAGGGAAGACUCUGUUUGUACAUCAAC